Messenger RNA from Oreochromis aureus, 1034 nucleotides. Its product is annotated as Fc receptor-like protein 4. The transcript has 5 exons. Gene Ontology annotation, molecular function: transmembrane signaling receptor activity. Gene Ontology annotation, biological process: cell surface receptor signaling pathway. The record is from RefSeq and is a predicted model, not a curated record. NCBI's taxonomy places the organism in Eukaryota, Metazoa, Chordata, Actinopteri, Cichliformes, Cichlidae. Bases 1 to 786 code for a protein of 261 amino acids.
AUGGUUGGUUGCUGUUGGGGCAGCGUCCACAGUGAUGAGGAUGCUGUAGCGAUCUGCUGCGGUGAUGAGAGAGCAAAGAAUAAAAGCGAAGGUGACGAUUUACCCAUCAAUAUAGGUUCAUACCAUGAGGAGGACGACAGCUCUGCUGGAUGGACUCUGAGGAGAAACACAAGCAAACAACAGAGGACUCAGUGUGGACAUGGGUGGGGGAAAUCAGCUGGUUCUUCCUGUAACAUCAGCUACAUCGACCCACAGGAAAGUGGAGUUUACUGGUGUGAGUCCAGAGAGGGUCCCAUCAGUAACAUGGUUAACCUGACAGUCACUGGUGGAUCAGUGAUCCUGCAGAGUCCUGUCCUCCCUGUGAUGGAGGGAGAUGACGUCACUCUGCUCUGUAAAACAAAGACCACUCCCUCCAACCUCCCAGCUGCUUUCUAUAAAGAUGGCUCCCUCAUCAGGAAGCAGCCUACAGGUCACAUGACCAUCCAGCAUGUUUCCAGGUCUGAUGAAGGCCUCUACAAGUGUGACAUCAGCGGUCAUGGAGAGUCUCCAUCCAGCUGUAUCACUGUCACAGAAAAACCUACAACAACAGCUUCACCCACCACAACAGCUUUGUUCACUUUCACGUCGCUAUCCACCACGACAGCUCCAACCCCUGGCUGCUCCCCCUGCCAUCUUAACUUCAGACUGGUCCUCCGCCUGGUGGUUUUCUGUCCAUAUUUGAUCUCCACUCUCCUCUUGGUGUCUUUAUAUCAACACAGAGCCAAAGAGUCCACCCCACCAGGCUGAGCAGAGACUGGCUGAUGAUAAUUACAUCACCACAGAGCACCACAUCCGAACCUCUCUACCUAAACUUAAAAUUAAAUGUCUACCGAUGUUUCACCUUGUUAAUGAAUUGGUUGCUUUUCCUGCAUGUUUUAUAAUGAUCAAGUUUUUAAAAGUGUUUGGGAACAUCUGCCUGCACAGACACCAUAUCUCUGUUUUUCUGAAGUAAAUAAAGUGAAGGAGGACGUGCUCUUUCUGACGUUUUUGGUGUA